This is a messenger RNA of Lycium barbarum (goji berry), 812 nucleotides long. Its product is annotated as small ribosomal subunit protein uS11y. Gene Ontology annotation, molecular function: small ribosomal subunit rRNA binding; mRNA 5'-UTR binding; structural constituent of ribosome. Gene Ontology annotation, cellular component: cytosolic small ribosomal subunit; ribosome. The transcript has 6 exons. NCBI's taxonomy places the organism in Eukaryota, Viridiplantae, Streptophyta, Magnoliopsida, Solanales, Solanaceae. Gene Ontology annotation, biological process: maturation of SSU-rRNA from tricistronic rRNA transcript (SSU-rRNA, 5.8S rRNA, LSU-rRNA); ribosomal small subunit assembly; translation. Bases 157 to 609 code for a protein of 150 amino acids. The record is from RefSeq and is a predicted model, not a curated record.
GAAACAUACGGGGUUGUUUUAAGCAUAUCAGUUAUAAGUUUCAUUCUGAAACCCUAAAACCAUCCUGCUAAAUAUAAAGCUGCAGCUGAGCCAAAUUCGCCAUUCUCUGUAUUCAAGACCCACAGUUUCAGCACAAGUCUCAUAAGCAACAACACCAUGUCGAAGAGGAGGACUAGGGAGCCAAAAGAAGAGACUGUCACUCUUGGACCUUCUGUCAGAGAGGGAGAGCUUGUCUUUGGUGUUGCCCACAUUUUUGCGUCAUUCAAUGACACUUUCAUUCAUGUGACUGAUUUGUCUGGAAGGGAAACAAUGGUUCGUAUUACUGGUGGUAUGAAGGUCAAAGCUGAUAGGGAUGAAUCUUCCCCAUAUGCUGCUAUGCUUGCUGCACAAGAUGUUUCUGUUAGAUGCAAGGAGCUUGGCAUCAAUGCGCUUCACAUUAAGCUUCGAGCCACUGGUGGAAACAAGACUAAAACACCUGGACCUGGUGCUCAGUCUGCUCUCAGGGCUCUUGCUCGUUCAGGAAUGAAAAUUGGUCGCAUAGAGGAUGUGACUCCAAUUCCUACUGAUAGCACUCGCAGAAAGGGUGGUAGGAGAGGAAGAAGGCUCUAGGCUUGCUGCUCUUGUCAAGAAGCAGAUGCUUAUUCUUGUUGAGAAUGUUUAGUUUCGAUAUGAACUUGAAUCUUGUUCAUCUACUAUGUAGUUCUAUUGAUGUUGGUCUUGCCUAUAAAUUUUGCUUCUAUUUUGUGGUUAAAUUUGUGAAACAAUUAUGAGAAAUAUGAAUUGUGGCCUAAAACCAAUUUGCUGGUUGAGUA